GUAAAAUUAAUAGUCUCCUGUCUUAAACUCUGUUGCCACAAAUAAGCGUGUGUUCUUUUAAUCAUGUCGGUGUCUGCGGCUCUGCCUUUGGACCAAAGAGAAAUACUCGAUGGUGGUACGGCUGUUCCUGCCUUGGACCCCAGGUGGAUAAGCAAGACAAGAUUUGUGACAUACAUGCCACCACCUAAUGACUUGAGUGACCAGGGUCAGAGAGGUGAAUGGUUGGAGAGACUGCAUUACAUUGCCACAGAUCUAAGAUGGCUCCUACAGCUACCACAUCAUAAAUUCUGGUGCCAGGUUAUAUUUGAUGAGACAUUACAUCAUACAUUGGAUUCCUUUCUUCGGUUUGCUCCAAGGUCAUACGACAGGCAGUACAGCAUACCCACCAAUGCCCAGGAAGUCCACAGUCAAGUGAUGCGGCUUAUUUUCUUCACAUACUUACGCAUGUCCACGCACAAAGAGUCAAAGGAAAACUGGAUAACACCUAAAGUAUUUGGAGAGAUUCUGUACGAGAACUUUCUCUUUGAUAUUCCCAAACUUCUGGACUUGUGUGCGUUGUAUGGGCACAGCAACGGUCCAUUGUUAACCAAGAUGGUAACAAAUAUAUUUACUCAUCAGCCACGCUACUUAGAUGAUCUACGAGCAACUGCACCCACCCUUCUUCAGGUCCUCAGCAACAUUGUUAUCAGGAGCGGGAUGGAGUCAAGUUCCCCAGAUACAACGCCACAAAAGCUUCAGGGACAGAGUAGACAAGAAGUUCGUAAUUUGGAGAACAUGAGCAAUGAGGAAUUUUAUGACUUGCUGCUUUUCUUGUCUGACACGGCCGUCUCCCUUGCCACCUUUCUGACCAUCUACCCUCCUUCUUGCAGUGUGCUUCAUGAGUUCCAGUUUUGCCAACAUUUGGCUUCCAUGUAUGAAAAAGUGAUCCCAGCAUUUCAAGCAGCUCUAAAGCAACAGCAUCACAACAGUACGAGGGAGAAGCAGUUGUUUCGUUUUAAACUACAGCAGGCACGUCAGCAUUUGCUGAUGACCUUUCAUCUGAUUUUAUCUCACACAUGUCUGCAACCAGUGAUGGAAAAACUGAAUACUCCUGAUGAGAUUAGCAAGCAUGUGGAAGAUUUUCUAAGUACAAUGUCAGAUGUCUUAGGAGAGAAAAGGUUCCUUGCAGACUAUGAAGGACAGUACAGUUUUCAAGAUGAUUUGGAAAUUCUGUCUCAAGCUGCAGGAGUGUUAAGAGAUGACGCCCAUUGCAAGUACAUUCAGGAAGCCAUCAACAAUGCUUUUGCAGCCCAUGGGACACGCAAAAAACCCAAGGGCAACACCAACACUGGUGGACGGACAAGUCCGGAUGGUUCACCAUGCCCUCCUCUUCUUCCAUCAAACACAGAUGCAGAGUUAAAGCCACAGGAUACACCUGUUGCAGCGUCUGCUUCUCCACAUCAUUUCAGUGUCUCAGAAUGUAACUCUGGGCUAGGAACUAAACGAGUUACGGGGAUUGAACUGGAGUCUUUAAUUUAUGCGGUUAAAGAUUUGUUGCCUGGCCUAAGCGAUGACUUUGUGAAGGCAGCUCUGGCAGAGUUUGACUACAAUCCAGAGCUAGCGGUUAGCGCUUUUCUUGAAGAUAAACUUCCAGACUCUCUGAAACACUUCAGUCAGCCACAGGAAGGAAACGAUGCACCUUCACAAGUCGUGAACUCUCUCGAGCCUCUUGAGAUUGAAGCAAGAAGAAACAUUUUUGACAACGAUGACUUUGACGUCUUCCAUACUGAUGCUGUCAAUGUUAGUGCCAUCCAUAAAGGGAAAAGGAACAAAGAGGCAGUACUAAAUGACAAAAGCACUAUUGACGAGCUAAAGCCAUUGUAUGAUGCAUAUGGCAGCAUGGAUGUGCCGAGCAUGUAUGACAAACAGGUGUAUGAGGAUGAAUAUGAUGACACUUAUGAUGCCCUCAAUGUUGGAGCAGAUGAUGCUGACUCAGCGGAUGAAUUGACUCAGCAAAGACCCUUCACUGUGCCAAGAGUUCUCCAGCAAAAAGAGUCCAGACCUGAAGAAAGUGAAGAAUCAUCAGAAGAGGAACAGGACAGACCGGAAGCGUUUGUAGAAGAUCCCGCCACAGUGAGAGCCAGACAGGAAGCCAAGUUUGGAAGGAGCCAGCAAGAAACUUCCGGCAAGUAUGAUGUGAAGGGCAGGGGGAGAGGUGCUGGCCAGACGGACCAAGUUCUCAGGAAUCGCCGCUGGAAAGAAUCUCACAAGGGAUCGCGAGCGAACCACAAUCGGCGAGCAAUGGCAGACAAGAAGAUGAAGAAAGGAAUGUUCUAAUUUGUGUAAACCAGUCACAAGCCUGUUAGUGGAAAACUUAGCUGCCGUCCACCCAGCCGCCAGAAAUGGGUACCUUGAUUAUCGGAGAAUGUCGAGGACUGAGUCUGGCUUCCACCUUGUAUAUCCAACGUCUUUCCACAUAAUGCUUCUUAGUCACUGUGAACCACUUUCGUUCAACUGCUCCCACAAAGGGCCUAGUAUCUAGCAACUAGUCACGAAGGACCGGUUUGUGAGAGCUUGAAAUUCUAACGCGGAUUUCGGAAACGUUAAGAUUCAGUUAAUGUUUGAAAGUAACUUUGUACAUCAAACUAUCAAGCUGUUCAUUUUUGUGUGAAUCUUGUCUUCUGAAAACAUGGCAAAAUAAAAAUUUCCUGUUGACA
Messenger RNA from Pomacea canaliculata, 2696 nucleotides. Its product is annotated as activating signal cointegrator 1 complex subunit 2-like. Gene Ontology annotation, biological process: regulation of DNA-templated transcription. The transcript has 17 exons. Gene Ontology annotation, molecular function: ubiquitin binding. The coding region runs from base 64 to 2316 and encodes 750 amino acids. NCBI's taxonomy places the organism in Eukaryota, Metazoa, Mollusca, Gastropoda, Architaenioglossa, Ampullariidae. The record is from RefSeq and is a predicted model, not a curated record.